Ruditapes philippinarum (Manila clam) is the source of this 1832-nucleotide messenger RNA. RefSeq names its product putative acyl-CoA synthetase YngI. The coding region runs from base 108 to 1793 and encodes 561 amino acids. The record is from RefSeq and is a predicted model, not a curated record. Lineage: Eukaryota; Metazoa; Mollusca; Bivalvia; Venerida; Veneridae. The transcript has 2 exons.
AAAGUUAGUGCAGGUUAAUAAACCCUUACAAGUAAGUUCAUAUAAGAAUACGCAUCGUUGGCAAUUGCAAUACAGUUGUAUAUACGUUGUCAGGAAAUAUAGCAGAAAUGUUUACAAGAAGUUACAUUAAGGUGGAUGGACCUCCUGUUACACUAAAACAUCAAACUUUCCCGGAGGUGAUCAAACAUUAUGCAGAGACAAAACCUGACGAUGAGUCUGUUGUCUUUGUAGCAACUGACGGAACUCGAGAAUGUGUCAAGUGGUUACAGCUGUACCAGAUGUCUCAAAUAAUGGCGAAAGUACUGAUAAAAAUUGGGAUUCAGAAGCACGAGGUUGUUGCUAUCAACGUCCGUUGUUGUCCAGAGUGGUUAUAUGCUACAUUUGGUGCCAUGAUGGCUGGGGCCAUUCCAGUCAGUAUAUCCUUCACGUAUACUGACGGCAGUGAUCUUAUCGCUCUUAUGAAAAAGAUGGAAACUUGUUCGCUGCUUAUUCUUGAUCCUGGUGCAGACGGUAUUAAUUGGAAUAUCCUUCGUACACUUCUUGACGAGUACAAAGCUGACGGUAAAGUAAAAAGCCAAAAAAUGCCAUACCUAAGAUAUGUUCUAGGGGUAAGGUUUGAUGGACACCCAGAAUUAUCUAAUGUCUUAGGCUUACGAGACCUUUUAGAGGAGGACCAUUGUGAUGUAGAACUUCCCGUCGUUAAGCCAACCGAUGUAUGUGGACUCUUCCAGACAUCUGGAAGCACAGGUGUACCAAAACUUGUUACAUAUAUUCAACAAUCAUCUUUAAAGAUGUUUUGUGAAUCCAAUGUUUUCGAACUUUUAAAUCCGAAAUAUAUCCUUUUUAACGACAGACCAUUCAACUGGGGUGGUGGGUAUCCAUGGUCAAUAUUUACGGGUCAAACAAGGGUGACGUUAUCUGGGUAUUGCGAUCCGUCAAAGGACAGACUUUCGCAUGUGAUUGACGUAAUUGUGAAAGAAAGGUGUUCCAUGAUAUUUGCUCUACCACCUUUGAUGCAUGAGCUUAUAAAAAGACAGAGAGAUUUGCCAGAUGACUGGCCGAUUGAAGGUAUACUGACUGCUGGACAGCCUCUUACUAAGCAACUAGCUGACUGUGUUGGAAAGGCUUGCAAAUUCCUUCUGUGUACGUACGCAGGCACUGAAUUUGGAGGUGCGACUGAAGCAAAUAUCACUGAUCCGAAUGAUUUCAUCGAGUAUGGAUGCGGAAAACCUUUUAAUAUUCCUGGACUGGAAAUUAAAAUAGUGGACGAGAACGCCGAAAUAGUACCCGUCAAUCAGAGAGGAGAAAUAUAUAUUCGGUCGGACGACAUGUUUACGGGCUAUUUCAAUGAUCCGGAGAAAACAAAAGCUGUGUUCAACGAAGACGGAUGGUAUAAAACGGACGAUAUCGGGAGGAUGACCGAAGAUGGUGAAUUCUUUGUAGAGGGUCGAAAGUCCAAUAUGAUUAUUUCAGGGGGAUUUAACGUUGCUCCAGAGAUUCUUGAGAAUGUUAUGAAAACUUUCCCAGGUGUAGAUUCCGUCAUUAUCGUACCAGUUCCGGAUGACGUUUACUAUCAAGUGUUGUGUGCUUGUAUUGUUAAAAAAGAAGAUUGCGAAAUAAGCGAAGAAAAUGUCCGAAAGUAUUGCCGCGAGUAUCACGCAGACAAACCGGGACUUUUCACAGUUCUUCCGAAAUACUACAUGUUUUUCGAAUCGUUUCCUGAAACUAGAAGUGGAAAAAUUCAUCGGAAGGAGUUAGAAAAGAUAGCACUUCAACGAUUCGUCAGUGAAUAAGAUCUUACAACACAAUGCUUCGACUUGUUUUCUUCAUUU